AUGGCAAAUGCUGCAGUCACCGCCCUCUUAAUCAUCUUCGCACUUGCUGCAAUCCUCUCCACAGCCCUCUGGGUCUCCCUCCGCCACCGCUCGCGCGCCACCCACGCAGCCGCAGCCGCCGCGGAGGCAGGUCGAUCCACAUCUCACCAACAAGCGAACUCCCCUAUAUCACCAACAAUCGCGCCUCGGCGCGGUCCGUCAUGGUGGACCACAAUCUUUACUCGUGCAUCUAAUCCAGCCCGCUCGAUUCAGCGCCGGGACACCGCUUCAACCCACAACAGCCAGAACGCUGAGUCGCGCUACCUCUGUCCCGCUCCCGGCCAGACCUAUGCCCUCCCCAGACUCCAGCCGCACCCAAGCAUCAAACGUGCACGCAAAGCCCCUCCGCUAGUCGCGGCGCGAAGCGCCUACCGUCUGCCUCCUGGCGCAACACCAGUCGAGGUGAUCACAGUGCACCGUCGACGCGUCAGCAACGACAUUUCCAACCAUUCAUCACCCCGACCCUCCCAGGCGAAGAAUGAAGACCCAGACGGAGCUCUAAGUCCAACGCACACCGGCGCAGACUGGCCUCUCCCCCAAGCACUGUCACAACCCCUCCCGCCUUCACCACCAGCGAAACACGAAAUCAUCACCGUCGCAACAUCAGAUGGGAACUUUGAGAAUAUCUACCUGGAGCACGGUGGCGAGGGAGCGCGGAUGGGAGCUGCUCGGAGGGUGGCGAGUGGGCACGGGUCUGGGGAGAAGCCGCUGCCGGAUGUGAUGGAGGGUGGGCAUGGACGGCACGGGAGCUUCGAUUUUGAGAGGAGUGGGUUGAUGCCGGCGAAUGGCGGUGGGAAUGGGAACGGGUGGAGGUUGAGUUGGUGGUGA
Molecule: messenger RNA, 867 nt
Organism: Cyphellophora attinorum
Lineage: Eukaryota; Fungi; Ascomycota; Eurotiomycetes; Chaetothyriales; Cyphellophoraceae
Exons: 1
Coding region: 1-867 (288 amino acids)
Source: RefSeq, a predicted model, not a curated record